CCAGGCGAGGCUUUCAUAUGCAAAUGAGGGUAAAUCUAUCUUCAUUCCGUUUGACCGCCUUGUAUGAAGAGGCAGGGUGGCGGGACGUUACGUUAAAAACUUGAGGGGCCUGAGAAAACAACACCUUCUCAAGACGUCUUGGGCGCGCCAUCUUGGUUCUUAUGCUUGGAGGGAGUGUUAAGGAGGCGCAUCGUAGCGACUCGGGGAGGAUUCGUGGGGAGUUCGCCUGACAAGGGAACGUCCCCCCGACUCUAACCAGACCAGGUAGCGACUCGUAGACCAGACGGAGCGUUACACAGAGUUGAUACGGCAGAAGUAGCCACACUUCAGCGGGGAAAACAUGGCGGAAGGAACCAGGAUAUGGCUCUUCAGCGUGCUGGCGGUGCUGGGAGUGGUUACAGUAUCCGCGCAAAAUAACUUCACAGAUCCGUGCGAGAGUCCUGUCUUCCAGAACGGGAUGGUGUUCGAAGCUCUCAUGGAGAACAGCCCGGAAAACACGACCAUCGUGGCCAAUAUGUCGUUUGCUGGGACGGCAAUCGGCGCUGGACGGACCAUCGAGCUUAGUCUACAGGACUCCGCCGACAAGGACUGGGGCCUGCUGGUAGAGGAACUACAACAGCUCAGGCUCUCUCUCAAGGGGAAGGUCUUAGACAGAGACGGGGUCUCUGGCAUUCGAGAUCUUAGAUUCAUCGUAAGGUGCAAGACUAUAGCGACGGACGCAAUGGUGGACAACAGUAUCAUAGCAACCGUUCUGGACCUGAAUGACAACGAGCCGAGGUUUGUUGACGAUCCAUAUGAGCAGGAGGUCAUAGAGCUCACCCCUGUAGGGUCCACCAUUUUCCGGAGAUUGACGGCUGAGGACCCGGAUAGUAAUGAGAACGGCAGGGUGUCGUAUCAGAUAGAGGGACCGAACGACUAUUUCGAGAUCCCCCUGCCGUCCACAGGAGACAUCGUUCUGAAGAAGUCUCUGGACUACGAAGGUUUCCAGCCGGGAGAGGAGAAGAAAUAUCUCAUCCCCAUCGUCGCCCAUGAUUUGGCGGCGGACGUAAGCCUGCGGAAGUCGUCCAGCACGACGGUGACGAUCAUCGUGACGGACGGAGAUGACCAGGCGGUACAGUUCCGGCCGUGUGUCCUGCAGGGAGACCCGCAGGAGGACAUCUGCGGCAGCCCGCUGUACGUGUCGUCUGUCAUGGAGAACACAGAAACGUUAAACCAGCCCCUGACCUUUGACCCGGCACCUAUCUAUGCCGUUGACCUUGAUACGGAUGUUCAGAGACCUCCUGUGAUCGUCUACAGUUUCUUAGCAGGUUCUCCAAGUGAUUUCCGGGAAUACUUCGAUAUAGGUAACAUCACCGGUAACAUCACACUGACGAAACCCGUGGAGAGGACGCAAGUAGAGGAGUUCAUCAUCACGGUUAAGGCCCAUCAGAAUGACAACCCCCUACGUUACGCCACGGCUGACGUCAAAAUUGGGGUAAAGGACGAUGACGUCAACGAUCCCUACUUCUUCAUCUCCACCGGGCAGUCAGAGUUCAAAGGUUAUGUGCGAGAGUUCACAGGUCAAGCCGUCAUCGUCUUCAAAGACGAACACGAGUCACCCCUGCUGCUGGAGGUCAGGGAUGACGACUUCACUGACAAGGUGGUUCCCGAGGGAGCCCUUCGCUACGAGCUGACAGACGCUAGCGGCAGAUUCGACGUCACAGAUACGGGCUAUCUGAUCGUGGACGCCAACCGGUUAGACAUAGACACUCAGAGGGAGUACCGCAUGACGGUGAGGGCAGUAGAAACAACCACAUUUCUGAAGCUUUCUACUGACGAGGCGACUGUGGUGGUCACAGUUCUCAACGGAACAGAAGAAGGACAUUGGGACAACUGGUCUCCGUGGAGCCCGUGCAACAAGGAUUGUGACGGCAUACAAACCAGAAAUCGCACGUGCCGCCGGGUCCCUUGUGCCGGGGAUAGCAAAGAUUUCCGCUCCUGUAGCGUUCUAAGCGCUGACAGGUGUACAACAGAAGAAGGACAUUGGGACAACUGGUCUCCGUGGAGCCCGUGCAACAAGGAUUGUGACGGCAUACAAACCAGAAAUCGCACGUGCCGCCGGGUCCCUUGUGCCGGGGAUAGCAAAGAUUUCCGCUCCUGUAGCGUUCUAAGCGCUGACAGGUGUACAGAAGAACCUGUCCCACAACCCCCUGCGCAGCAGACAUCCAAUGAGGACAAGCAGCUGCUGUACAUCAUCGGGGGGAUUCUGGGAUUCCUGUUGCUGGUCGCCAUCGUUGCAGUUAUAGUGUUGGGAAGAUAUGUGACAAGGGCCAGGAAGAACCGGACAGCCUACGAGCCAAAAGAAGACAAGAUUGAGCCAUGGGUGGACCUGUACUCUUCGAACGUGACUCAGUUCGAAAACGCGGCGUUCGAGCAGGAAUCGGAGACGCCCCAGAUCGCACCCCUGGAGGAGAAGGACCCGCCGUAUCCCGUCAUCCCCUGGACCAGCCUGACGGUCGGGGAGACGGUCCAGGAAUAUGGUAGCUUAGGCAGAAUAGCGGAGGGCGUGGUCAACAAGGAGGGCAAGGAGAUCCCGGCUGUUAUCAAUAUCUUGAACGGCGGCGCCUCUGACCAAGACAGCAGGGACUUCAUGAACGAGAUUGACGUCAUGUGUGCAGUGGGCAACAAUAUCAACGUCAUCGGGUUGAUAGGGGGAUGUAGGUAUAACGGCGAUUUGUACAUAGCAAUGGAGCACGCGCCGUUCGGCAAUCUUCGGGACUUCCUCCGAGACAGCCGGAAGCUGGAGGAGUACGAGUCUAUCCGGAACGGCGUCAGCCACAUGGGCAGUCAGGUGGAGGUGAAGAGGGCUCUGUCCAGCCUGUCAGCCGGGCGGCUGCUGCAGAUCUCCCUGGAUAUCGCCAGGGGGAUGAAGUACCUGGAAGAACAAGGGAUCAUCCACGGCUACCUGUCCGCCAAGACGACUCAGAUCGGAGAGAUGUGGAUCGUCAAGAUCUCCGAGUUCUGGAAGGCGCAGGACGAGGCACACAACAACAAACGCCCGGUGAGGUGGGCCGCUCUGGAGUCCAUCAAGACCAACAGGUGUACCCACAAAAGCGACGUAUGGUCCUUUGCAGUCACGCUGCACGAGAUUGUGUCUUUAGGAGGAACCCCCUACCCGGACAAGACCGCCCCUGAAGUGUUCCGUGAUCUGCUGGACGGGUACAGGAUGGAGAGGCAGAACAACUGUGGGGAGGAACUGUACAACAUGAUCCAGCGGGGAUGGCUGGAGAAUCCCGACGCCCGUCCGACCUUCACGGAGAUCGCCGACACCUUGGAGGGCAUGCUGAAGGGCAAGGUCGCGCAAUAUCUGGACAUGGAGAUGACGGACAAGUUCAAGUUCGCCGAGGUCAGGCCCGAGCUGGAUGACGACACGGUCGCCGACGCCAGCAUCACCGACCCGAACAUUACCGAAGUUGACGUCAUGACCGACGACGGUUACGAGGACGUGAGCAGAGAAAUCAGAGACCCCGUCACGUUUAUCUAAGACUGGGGCUGCCCCACUGGGAGUGAAUAGAGUUUGCAUUUUCAAACUUAACCAUACAUUGCCCGCUCUCACUUAUAUUUGCAUCGUUUUCAACAUUCAACCUAAUUUUC
Branchiostoma belcheri (Belcher's lancelet) is the source of this 3633-nucleotide messenger RNA. Its product is annotated as protocadherin-15-like. Gene Ontology annotation, molecular function: ATP binding; calcium ion binding; transmembrane receptor protein tyrosine kinase activity. Gene Ontology annotation, biological process: inner ear development; positive regulation of kinase activity; sensory perception of sound. The transcript has 29 exons. The record is from RefSeq and is a predicted model, not a curated record. Lineage: Eukaryota; Metazoa; Chordata; Leptocardii; Amphioxiformes; Branchiostomatidae. Gene Ontology annotation, cellular component: signaling receptor complex; membrane; stereocilium. Bases 341 to 3523 code for a protein of 1060 amino acids.